Messenger RNA from Chaetomium fimeti, 3090 nucleotides. RefSeq lists its product as uncharacterized. Gene Ontology annotation, cellular component: cytosol; nucleus. Gene Ontology annotation, biological process: protein deubiquitination. Lineage: Eukaryota; Fungi; Ascomycota; Sordariomycetes; Sordariales; Chaetomiaceae. The transcript has 5 exons. The record is from RefSeq and is a predicted model, not a curated record. The coding region runs from base 186 to 2960 and encodes 924 amino acids.
GUCGAGAUCCGGAAGCUGCCCCGCCAUUGCGACCGUUUUUCAUCACUCCCGCCGCCGACGCCCACCGACGACGCCCACCAACCCAGCCCGUUUUGGCUUCUCCCAGAUGUCAUCUCGAUAGCUCUAAUUAAGCCGACUUUGACAUCCCCUGACGGCGAAGGCAUCGCCGGAGCGGGACAACGAGGAUGGCCUUCAAUCAAGCAGAUGCAUAUGCGGAGCAGGUGACGAUGGUGGAGAUAGUCACCGAAGGCUGUGCCGACCGCUCCAUGAUCUCGGCUGCGCUGCAGAACAAUCAUGGCAAUGUCGAUACGGUGGUCAACGAGAUCCUCGAUGACCUUGCUAAGUUCAAGCGCAAGUACGGGUGGGACGAGGCCGCGUUUUCCUCCGGCCGCGAAGGUGAGGAUCCGUCGGGCAAUAAAUCCGGUGUCCCAGCCUUUUCGAUCCACCAACCACCGCCCAUUAUCUACGGGACCGAGCCGAAUAACUACUACGGCGCACCGUCGCGGCCCCCGUCGAGAGCGAAUAACAGGUCACCUAUGAGCCGGCUCACCGAUAUUACUUCUGGAGGGUACACCACGGCUACCCCGAGCAACCGGCAGGAAGAGGAGGAUCAACUACAACGAGCCAUCAACGAAUCCUUGACUGCCUCGGGCAUUCAGACUCCGCACGCAUUUCCACCACCCCCUCCCCCGACGCAACAGCAGUCGGGUGUCAUCACCAACGACGGGGAGUCUUCGGCACACUUUGGCCCUGCCAACCGUCCGGACUAUGAUCCAAAGGAAUGGGCCAUGGUGCCGCUGGGGAAGCAGGAAAGCGAUUCAGAUCCGUCCCUUAGGACUCGGAAGGUUGGGAUGCCGGUCCUCCUGCGAUGCCGCAAGGAUAGCGAAUGGGAACAGCAUCGUGUCGGAGCCCUCCUAAUGAUAUUUGGACAAAUUCCCGCGGUUCGCAACGUGUUACUUGAGAGUGGCGUGGCCCCCGGCUACGGCUACGGCAACAAGAGCGACUGGUGGCGGGGGGAAGCGAUAUUUCCACCUGGCCAGCCGGACCCCGACGGAUGGAUUAACGAGCCUCCCCUAUCUUGGACCGACGAACUUCAUCGCCUAAUGGCCUUCCUCGAGCAGACAGAACGCGCAUAUGGGACAGCCGACAAUCUUGUCCGCGCCAGGCACCCAGAAGCACAGGAGACUGGCGACGCAGAGAAGGAUUUCUUUCAGAACUUUGCCGAGUCGGGAUUGGGCGAGGGGACGGACAGGGAAACCCUCAUUUCCUCGGUAGAGAUUGUCGCCCUCGACAACUUCAGCCAGCAGGGCGGGGACCGUUUCGGCCUCCUCGACCUCCAGGUCAGCAAAGACUCCGAUCCCAUGCCCGCGAAUCUGUAUAAUGUGCUGGAUUGGCUGUUCUAUGUCGAUCUAAGGUUGGCAAGGGAAGACCCGAGUGGAUCGCGGAUGGCCUGGAUCAGCCAGCCGUCUGAAGUUCUCACAUGUCGCUUCCAGAAAGACGAUGAGUUGCCCGCGCCACUGGAGAUGCCCGAAACUUUCUACCUCGACCGGUACCUGAAGAGCAAUGGCGAGAAGCUCCAGGAGUUGCAGAUGGAUAUGGUUGCUUUGCUGAAGGCAUACGAUGCCAAUAUACGGAGGGAGCAGGAGCUUAUAAAAUGGGUCAACCCCCAAACGCACAAGACCUACGAUCGCAGGGAUCUCAUCAAGGCAGCGAUACACCGCUAUCAGGAAAGUUUGAGAAGGAUCAAGAACCGCGCCUUUUGGAGGACACAUGAGCAGACCCCCGCUGAGGGUGAGGGUGGGUACUACCUACCAGAUCACGCAGGUGAACCGAGCCUGCUACCUGAAGAGUCUGCCACCGUUGCCGACUACGAGGCCAAGAUCUCAGACCUCGAGGGCAGGUUGGCGGAGAUGGAACGUCUCAUUAACGAGGUUAUCAUACCGGAGAGGCUGGCGAUUCAUGAGGUCAAUCGCAACAUGUCGUCCCUUUUCACCACACCUUCCACCGAUGAGAAGUGGAACCCCACACACAAGUACACACUUUGUGGCGUGGUCAAUGACCUGAAUACAGUCUACCAGCGGAUUCAUGUGCCGGUCAGCGAGUCCGGGACUACGCCCGCUGACGGUGCUCCUGCGGCCGGAGAGAAGAGGUGGUGGAAGACAUCGUUCAACAUUGCGGACAACACAGUCGAGCACGUGCAAGUGGACUACGAAACGGUCAUGCGCGAGACCUGUUCGGCCAAGUGCAAGCCCAUCGUCGUGUACGCGACAGACAAGGCCCUGCAGCAAGACAACCUGCCGCUACCGGAUGCGCUCAAGACCUUUGUCCGGCUUGACAACCGGCUCUUCAAGCAAGAGCUGUUACAAUCAAACCGGCUUGGCCAUAAGCGGAGUGCCGGCGUCGGCGACGGCUCGCAGUCGAAGCGGUUGCAGCGGUCGGCUAGCAUCGACUCGAUGGAUACCAACCACGCUUCGGCGGGAGACUUUGACGACGACAUGCGCGAUGCACCGUUCGAUAAUGACUCGAUAUUUGGAGCCGCUGGCGGCGGCUACGCAACUCCCAACAGGGCUACCAAAGCCGCCCAAGAUGCGGAAAUCCCAGACCUCGUCGAUGUUGUCGGUGAGACUCCCGGGCUAACGGCAACGAUGACAUCACCGCCGUCCUAUGAGAACUACAUCGAGAUGGAAACGGGCGUGUCGCCGGCGCUCGCGCAGGUGUCCCUGCAGGAUCUCAAUAACAUCAGUCCUAUGAAGUCGCUAGAGAUGCAGGAGCGGCCCAACGCGCAGUUACUCACGCGGUUGGGCAGCAAUGGCAAUAACAACGGCGGUGCUGCUACCGCCGUUAACGGCAGCGCGGGCAGUGACUCGGUGCAAACCGCUGUCAGGGAUGAAGAGGAGCUGCUGAUUGACCUGAGCGACCCCAAAGAUGCCGAUCCCAAGACCCAGGCCAACGGAGUCUAGGAGACGGCCUCACCAGCAGGAAAGCCCCUGGCUGAUGCGUUCCUUGGUUUGGGUCCCAAUCAAGUGCUCGAUGGCCGGUCGCAAGAGGGCCGAAAUCCGGACGAAAAGGAGGCUAUGGGCAACAUGGAGG